AUAGGUGCAUGGUCUACUUUAACAUCUCUAUAAUUAUGUAUAUAUAGGUGCUUGUGCAAGCAAACUGAUGCUAGUAGAUCUAUAAUUAUAGUUAUAUAUAGCUGAGACUAUAAUUAUACUUAUAGCUGAGUAUAUACUAUAGACUUAUAUAUACUAGACUAAGUAUAAUUAUAUGCAAUAUGAGUUUGGAUCUAAAAGCUUUGGAGACAGAGGUUCUUCCCAGGCUGAGGGGAAUUUCAGAUAGGACUAAUAGUGAUGAUCCAGAUAAGAUAUGGGUGGUGCUGCAGUAUCCUGACUCUCUGAAAGUGACAGCUAGUAAGCUGCAUGAUCUCCUGGAAGCCUUGAGAACUCACCCAGAUGACCGGCUAGCAAUGGAUCAAUUUGAGUGGACUCUUUCUGGGAGAGUGAACUGCAAGGAAGACCAACAGUCCAGUGCUGAAGAAACAGAUGAAGCUCUCACUGUACCAAUGGUGGAAAUAGAGCCGGCUAUCACAAGUUACUACAGCGUGACGGCUCCAGUUUGCAGAACAGUUGUUCCACCCAACGAUAAACACAGCGUGGCGUGUCACACCGAAACAGUUAUUGUUGACAUGCGUUAUAAGUUUCUUUCUAAGCAACUACAUGGUGUCGAUACAUGCGUCAUACUCAAUGACGUUGCUGACAAAGUUCGAGACAUAAUCACAAAGUACCUGAUUUCUUCCUCUGACCUUGACAAGUACAGGGUGUAUGUACUGAAACCACAACACCAGACUUCGUUUGGCAUCUCUCCAAGAAGAAGUAUGGAAAUAACGGAAUCAUUAGGAUUCCCAGCUAUGGGAGAUUUCAUAGGCUCUCCUCCCCCUGAGAAAAAACUAAAGCUAGAAAUGUAGUUAUCUUUUUAUAUAGUGUGUAUUGUACGAAUAAUUAUAAUUAUAAUCAUAUAAAAUAUAGCUAGUUGAUGUGAUGAAGCUGUUAAGAUUGGAAAAAAUUACAAAAA
Halichondria panicea is the source of this 976-nucleotide messenger RNA. RefSeq lists its product as uncharacterized. The record is from RefSeq and is a predicted model, not a curated record. Bases 180 to 869 code for a protein of 229 amino acids. Lineage: Eukaryota; Metazoa; Porifera; Demospongiae; Suberitida; Halichondriidae. The transcript is spliced from 3 exons.